AGCGGCAGCGAGGGGCACUCGCUCCUCAGCCUUUUCCACUGCAUCGUCCGGAUCUCCCUCAUCUCUUCCUUCAUCUGCGUCUCCCUCCUGAGCAACACCCUGCUGCUGCUUGUGUUCCGGCGCAAGCCCCAGCUGCUGCAGGUUGCCAACCGCUUCAUCCUCAACCUGCUCAUUUCAGAUCUGCUCCAGACGGCCGUGGUGAUGCCCUGGGUAGUGGCAGGCUCCCUGCCUUCCUUCUGGCCCCUGAGUCAAAGCCUGUGCACGGCCAUGGUUACCCUGAUGCACCUCUUCGCCUACACCUCGAUCAACACGAUCAUAGUGGUGUCCAUCGACAGGUACCUGUCCAUCAUCUACCCUCUGUCCUAUCCCAACAAGAUGACAACCUCGUGGGGAUGCAUGUUCAUCCUGGGCACUUGGGUCUUCAGUCUGAUUCAGAGCGUCCCACCGGCCAUGGGCUGGGGGGAGAUCAUCUUCGACAAGGAUAGCUCUCUGUGCAUGGUCCUCUGGAGCGCAAGCCCCUCUUACACCGCCAUGAAUAUCCUGCUGUCCUUCCUGUGUCCGGCGGCCAUCCUGGUGGGAUGCUAUGGGAUGGUGUUCCGAGCAGCCCGAAGGCAGAAUGCCCUAGUGCAUCCCAUGCGGCCCCGGAGCCUGGGGGAACCGAUGCAGGACAUCAGCAUUGCUGUAGAAGAGCCGAGUGAGGAAGAGGAGGAGGAGGAUGGCGAUGCCAUCGUGCCCACCCCUCGCCUGUUCCAGAACAGCCCCCGGAAGCGCCGGACCAAGCCCAAGCCCUACCACUGCAAGGCUGCCCGAGUGAUCUUCGUCAUCAUCGCCUCCUUCACCGUGUGCAUCGGCCCUUACUGCCUGCUGGCUGCCGUCUCUGCCGGGGUGGGAGUGGCCCCUCCGUGGGUCAACUCGUGCAUCUUCCUGCUCUUCUUCAUGCAGUGCUGCCUCCACCCUUACACCUACGGGUACAUGCACAAGAGCAUCAAGAAGGAGCUCACCAUGGCCUUGCUCGGCCUCUUCUGCAGACGGCCACUCCGGCGCCGGAACUCCAGCACCGACAACAACUUCCCCAUGACCAUGACCAUGACCGAGACCAGGACUUUGCCUUCGCACUUCUCCCUGACCUCGGCCUGGAAAUCCUAGAUGGGCAGCCAUCACCGCGGCCCAGGCAAAGACAAUUCCGAACAGUUCAUUACCUCUGUAAAGUAAAUUAGUUGAUUAAGAAUGGAGGAGGCCCCGGGGGGACUUGAUGCUGUGAGCCAAGAACUUUGGGACUCUGAGCAGGACUUUGUCCCCCCCCUCCCCAACUCCUCCAACUUUCACCCCCCCCCAAGAUAUUUAAACACCAAAUUAUUAGAGAUAGCUCCUCAUAGACUGACUCUCCAUCUCAGAACUGUGCUCAGCAUUUGGGCCUACUCCUGCAGUUACAUUGUGUCAGCCUGGGUUCCCCUAGGAGCACCUGGGAGAGAACACAAGGACUUCUAGUAACCAGGACCACAGUAGGCCCCUGACAAUUACCUGCCAGAUGAAAGAUAGGUAAACUUACUCAUCAGUCCAGGUGAACUUUCCUUUCCAGAGCUUUUGAAAUGGGCCACAUGGGCCCACCAUGGAAGAAGGCCACUGCGUCAUGACCAGAGGCUCAGCGUGAGGAUGGAAUCCCAGGAAGAUCCCGUGAGGCUCUGGCAGCAUCAGAAAGAGUGGACAAAGCUUGUCCACUGAACAGGGGGAGGGAGGGAAGCACACCAUCACAUCCCAUUUGCUGUUGUCUUGUUUUUGUGGAACGGGUAA
Dromiciops gliroides (monito del monte) is the source of this 1791-nucleotide messenger RNA. It is a transcript of the gene GPR101, whose product is annotated as G protein-coupled receptor 101. Gene Ontology annotation, biological process: G protein-coupled receptor signaling pathway. NCBI's taxonomy places the organism in Eukaryota, Metazoa, Chordata, Mammalia, Microbiotheria, Microbiotheriidae. The transcript has a single exon. Gene Ontology annotation, molecular function: G protein-coupled receptor activity. The annotation marks the transcript as partial. Gene Ontology annotation, cellular component: membrane. The record is from RefSeq and is a predicted model, not a curated record.